This is a messenger RNA of Trichoderma asperellum CBS 433.97, 2325 nucleotides long. RefSeq lists its product as uncharacterized. Gene Ontology annotation, biological process: cellular response to pH. The record is from RefSeq and is a predicted model, not a curated record. NCBI's taxonomy places the organism in Eukaryota, Fungi, Ascomycota, Sordariomycetes, Hypocreales, Hypocreaceae. Gene Ontology annotation, cellular component: plasma membrane.
AUGGCGCUGUGCACCAGCACGUGGCUGCCGGCGAACGGAAUCCUCUCCUUGGAUGGAGAGUCGGACAAUGCUAUACUGACACUAGACAACGACGCCCUCUUCCAGGCACCAUGCCCGACUGCGACAAUACCGACAGUCUCCGUUGCAGUCCCGGAGACCACCAGCACCAGCGACGGAGACUCGAGCCUGACCCUCCAGGACCUCGGAGACGACGGUGAUGACGAUGACAGCCCGCAUUUUUCCGAUUUUCGAGACCCCUUUUACGCCUCGAGUUUUCCCAUCUGUUACGCACUCGCGGCGACUACCGUUACCGCUUGGAUGCUCGUUAUUAUGCUCUUCAUCACGCCAAGGUCUUUCUUCGAUAGUGGCGUUGUCUACCUUGGCCGGCCCGGUGGCUUUACCAAUUCUUCUUCUGGGGGCGUCAAUAUCGGUGGGCGGCCGUGGCUGCAGAAGCUGGCCGCCCUGUCGGUUGCGAUAUCUCUGACGAUAGCCACGGCUGACACUUUCAGGAUCGCCAAAAUACAGUACAUAUGGGGCGUGCAGAAUGCCAAAGUGCUUCAGAACGAGGUCAUGGGGAGUACGGAGCUCAAGGCGAUCCGGGUGGUAUCCGACACCUUUCUUUGGCUCGCACAGGCGCAGACGCUGAUCCGGCUGUUCCCGCGCCACCGCGAGAAAAUCAUCAUCAAAUGGGCUGCUUUUUUCCUCAUCAGUCUCGAUGUCAUUUUCAGUGCCCUAAACAGCUUUUUAUACUCCGACCCGGACAGCAUCGGCAAUUCUAUGCCCAAGAGUUUUGCUCAUCCCAUCCCGGCGCUGAGCUACUUAUUUCAACUGGCCCUUGGGGUGCUCUAUGCUGCGUGGGUUGUGUACUAUGCAAUUAUGAAGAAGCGAUAUUCGUUCUACCACCCCUUGAUGAAGAACAUAAGUCUGGUGGCCAUUAUAUCUUUGGGCGCCAUAUUAAUACCAGUUGUCUUUUUUAUACUUGAUAUAUCGAAGCCUGAGUUUACAGCCUGGGGAGAUUACGUGCGAUGGGUUGGUGCAGCAGCAGCUAGUGUGGUGGUUUGGGAAUGGGUGGAACGAAUUGAAGCGUUGGAGCGUGAAGAGAAAAAGGAUGGAAUACUUGGAAGAGAAGUAUUUGACGGAGAUGACACGCUAGAAGUUGACGCGGCUGAGGUCCCCUGGUCACGGAAGAGAAGAGGCUACAAAACUGGUGGUGGUGGUGAUGGCAGAGGCGUCAUCAUCACGGCAAGAGAGCAAAGACCAGGCGAAGGCAACGGAUGGCCAGGCGUGUCGGUUAUCGGCAGUCGCCACCGCGAGCGGGAGCGAAGUACUGGACGCGGCCGUGAUACAGGCCAGACUGGCGGUGCAGAGGUGGAGAGAACAUCGGGACAUAUUCUAAGGCCGCCAGUUUGGCUCUCACGACCUGCUCCAGCCGUAACGCCAGCCAGCAGGACCGAUACAACAAGUGCUGCCAGUACUGUCUACGCGGUAAGAUACCAGAGAGAGCAUCCACAGCCUAGACUAGAUCUUUCAAGGUCCGAGAGCCACAACCAAGGUCGUGGUCCUACCGUGGAAGACGCAGUCUCGACAAGCCAAGCGCUUUCGUCUAUUUCUCCUGGAGAUUCUCCAGCCAGUCAUAUUGUGAUACAAGAACCAAGAAUACCAGAUUUGGAAGCGAAUUCUUCUUCUGGCGGUGGCCGUUGGCAGGCACUGCUUCGUCGCGGAAACCAUGGCACCACGUCAACACCGCAAUCUCCUGGAGCUUAUCCGGAUGCCCGGUCCGCUGCUACUUCAAGAACCCAUAUGGAUACCAACCGGUGGGAUAUACGAAGCAGAUUAGAAGAGUUUGCAGCCAGCCAAGCAGAGAGGAUCCGAGAAAGAUUCCGGCCCACGACAGACACGGACAAUCUCCCCGUAAUGGUGAUACCAGCACCAGCACGGCGAGGCGCGGCGCUACAACAGGUUCUUGAGGAAGAGGGAGAAGAUUUGAGCGGUUCAGUGGCGUCGGCGUUGCGGCGAGCACGAGGAUCUAGCAGCAGCUCAUCUUCUGAGGAGAUUUACGAAGCCAGGGGACGAAAUCAGAUGGGCCCCAACGUGUAUCCGACGGCGAAUGCGGCGGCUUCAGCGUAUGAGAGACCUAUACCGCCCAGCAAUCCGCCUUUAUGGCCGGGAGUACGAAACCGGUACCUCUACGACGACGAUUACUCGUAUGAUGAUUCUAUAACGGAGACUUCUUCUGUGAUAUCUCGCGAUCAUGAUCCUGACGAGCCAGACACCGGGCAAGAAGACAGGAACACAACACCACCGAGAGAGCCAGGCCCCUCUUGA